UUUGUUUUUUAUUUCAGAUACCAUUAGAGUUUGAAUUAUUCCUAUUAUUUAUUAGCUGUUUUACAAAGGUAGAGAAAAAUCAAAAAACACUAUGUCCGAUGAAGUUUUUAGCACAACUUUGGCUUAUACAAAGAGUCCAAAAGUCACCAAAAGGACUACUUUCCAGGAUGAGCUAAUAAAAGCAAUUACAGCUCGCUCAGCCAGGCAAAGGAGUUCUGAAUACUCAGAUGACUUUGACAGUGAUGAAAUUGUUUCCUUAGGUGAUUUUUCUGACACCUCAGUAGAUGAAAAUUUGGAUAAGAAAAAGAUGAAUGAUUUCCAUUUAUCAGAUGAUGAAGAAAAGAAUUCUCCAAAACUGUCUUUUUUGAAAACCAAGAAAUCAAACAGUGACAUAAUGGAAGAUGAGGCAGUAUUCUCCACCAGAAAUGAUGAGGAAAUGGCACCUGAUGGUUGUGGAGAUAUGGCUGGAACUCCCUUAUCUGAAUCUCAAAAUAAAGACCAAGAAAUUGAAAAAGACGAAAUUAAAAUGAAACCUAAACCCAGAAUUCUUCCAGUCAAAGGCAAAUCUUCAGAAAACAGCAGCAGUCUUGAAGCAGACAAGCACUUUAAGCCUUUACCUCGUCCACGGAGCAUGUUGAAAAAACACAGCCACGGGGAGGAGAAAGAUGGGCUAGGCAAAGAUGAGACCACUGCCCUCCAUGAAGAAUUGGAGGCACAUUCUGCACCCUCCCCCUUUCCAAAACUAAGUGACAGACAACUAGAAGCUGUGAAAAAAUUGUUCUCCGAAAACCUCGAUCCUGAGGAUCCAUGUUUAACAAGUUUAUCAUCGUCGUCCCUUAAAGAAAGUCUUGGAGAUUCCUUUUCACCAGGAUCUGGAGGAAAAGCAUCCAUAAAAGAUCAAAAUGAAGAACUCCCUGAAAACCACAUGAGAUCAAAUGAAAAUGAAGAGAAUUCAUUUUUGAUAGACUUUGUCACUCCUCCAAUUGAGAAAUCCCAGGAAAGUCAAGUGAUAACUGAUGACCUUGAAGAAGAAAAGGAGAAAGCUGAACUGAUGAUGAAUGACUUAACAGUUGAUCCACCAUUGUUGAAAGCUCAGAGUAUCUUAGUAUCUACUGAUGCAACGGAGCCUUCAAAGAAAACAAUUGAAGAUAGGAAUAUGAAGACUAAAAAGUCAACAAAUACUAGAGCCUCCAGUGCAUCUGGCAGAUUAAUGACCCCUGAGUUCUUAAAGAAAUCUAAUUCUGUAAGGAGACCUCCGUCAACAACUACCUCUUCUCACUAUUUAGGGACUUUGAAAGUCUUGGACCAAAAGCCCUUACAGAAACAGAACAUAGAACCUGAAAGAGCAGACAGCAUAAGGGCAGCUGUUUAUCAGGAGUGGUUAGAAAAGAAAAAUGUGUAUUUACAUGAAAUGCACAGAAUUAAAAGGAUCGAAAGUGAAAACUUAAGGAUCCAAAAUGAACAGAAAAGAGCUGCUAAGCGAGAAGAAGCAUUAGCAUCCUUUGAGGCCUGGAAGGCUAUGAAAGAAAAGGAAGCAAAGAAAAUAGCUGCCCAAAAAAGGCUUGAGGCCAAAAACAAGAAGAAAACAGAGGAAGAAAAUGCCGUGAGAAAGGAAGAAGCACUGCAGGCCUUUGAACGAUGGAAAGAGAAAAAGAUGGAAUAUCUUAGAGAGAAAAAUAAAAAGGAGAGAGAAUAUGAAAGAGCAAAGAAGCAGAAAGAGGAGGAGACGAUUGCUGAGAAAAGGAAAGAUAACCUAACCGCUGUUGAGAAAUGGAAUGAAAAGAAGGAUGCUUUUUUCAAAGAAAAGGAGAAAGAGAAAAUAAAUGAGAAAAGAAGAGAAGAACUGAAAAGAGCAGAGAAAAAAGAUAAAGAUAAGCAAGCUAUUGAUGAAUAUGAAAAAUGGCUGGAAAAGAAAGAAAGGCAGGAAAGAAUCGAACGAAAACAAAAGAAGCGUCAUCCCUUUCUGGAAAAUGAGGCACUUCCUCCCUGGAGCCCUCCAAGCAGAACUGUAUUCUCAAAAGUGUUCUGAUACUUCUCAUUUUUACAUUAUUUAGUUAUCAAUUCACCAUUUUAGCUACUAUUUAUUCAAUUAGUUAUAGUUAGUAGAGUCUAUUUUUAUUAAAUGCCAGCCAUUUCCACUAACAAUGGAAAAGAUGCUUUGGAGUUUAAUCAGUGAAAUAAUUGAAAGCUUUUUUUUUGGACUGUAGGUAAACUGCCUCAGAUGAGAAGCUAAUAAUCAGAUUGCUCUUACCAUUCGAAUGACCAUCACGUCCUGACAGUCCUUACAAUCAAAUGAUCCAUGGUCACUUUCCCGAAGCUGUGCAUGGUAUUUAAGUGGGUUUAUUCCUCAGAAUAGGAAACCAUCUAGGUACUAUAAUCAUAGAAAUUAUGAAUGAAAUCUGUGAAUGAUUGUGCACCUAGAUUCAGGUUUUAAAAGGAAUCAUAUCUGGGGGUAUGCAUAUAUGUAAAUAUACAUACAUAUAUAUAUAUAUUUUUUUUAAACUGAUCUUUAGCUCAAGCAGUUGCACUUGCACUGUGCAAGUUAGAGUUUCAGUCAGUUAAGGCAGUAGUUCAGUAGAACUCAAAUCGUUGAGGCAUUUUAUUUCAAAAGUUUGCCUUAUGUUUUAAUAUGAGUUUUAUCUGUCCCACACUUAAGGUGACAAUCGUAGGCACUUUUAUAAUGAGUAGACCUCUAAAAUGUGUCUUCUAAGUUCUAUCUCACUUUAUUAUUUCAGUGGUACCAAAAAUAUAUCCAUUUCUUGGUAGUGAUAUACUUAACGCAAUAGUUAUGGAAAUUCCAUGAGAGUUCAAGGUCAUUAUCACUGUUAAUAAUUUUUUCCAGACUAAAGCCAUAAAGGUGAUAAAGGUAAUUUUCAAUCUCUUAGCUUAUUCCAGAGCCUUAUAGUUUAUAUUUAGGAGACAGCUAUAUAGGAAGGCAAUUUGUAGAAAAUGCCCAAAGAAUCUUUAUUUAUUUAUUUGAUCUCUGCAUAUCUUUAAAUUAAUUGGACUCAUACUUGAACUGGUCAGCUGAUUUAUCACAGACCAAAUGUAUGCUCUCAGAGCUGCAGUACUACUUUAGCCAAUGAUGCAGCACAAUGAUGGAUGAGAAUAAAUAAUUACUAUUUAUUAAGCACCUAAUGUAUGCUUGCUGCUGGAUCUUUACAGAUGUCAAUUCUUAUCUUUAGAACAAUUAUUCAGUGUAGGUGUUAUUUUGCAGAUUAAAAAAUACUGAGACUCGGAGAAAUAACUUGCCGUACAUUUAGCAUGUGAUUGAAUCGGGAUGAGAAUUAAGUCUUUCUCCCUCCAGAAUAUAUAUUAUAUCAACUUUACAAACACAUAUCACCUCUGGGAUCCUAAAAUCAUGUAUUGUUAUCUGAAGAUUAUCUUUCUUUUAAGAAAUA
Messenger RNA from Lontra canadensis (Northern American river otter), 3401 nucleotides. RefSeq names its product microtubule associated protein 9 (gene MAP9). Gene Ontology annotation, biological process: mitotic cytokinesis; mitotic spindle assembly; regulation of mitotic cytokinesis. Lineage: Eukaryota; Metazoa; Chordata; Mammalia; Carnivora; Mustelidae. The transcript is spliced from 13 exons. The record is from RefSeq and is a predicted model, not a curated record. Gene Ontology annotation, molecular function: microtubule binding. Bases 92 to 2029 code for a protein of 645 amino acids. Gene Ontology annotation, cellular component: astral microtubule.